AUGAAGUCCUUCACUGCCAUCGUCGCCCUCUUCGCCGGCCUCGCCAUGGCCACCCCCGCCACCCUCGACACCCGCGGCUCCGUCUGCUCCGGCCUGUACGGCAACCCCCAGUGCUGCGCCACCGAUGUCCUCGGCGUCGCCAGCCUCGACUGCCAGAACCCCAAGAGCGCCAACAACGCCAACGACUUCAAGCAGAGCUGCGCCUCCACCGGCAAGUCGGCCUUCUGCUGCACCCUCCCCGUCGCCGGCCAGGCCGUCCUCUGCAACAAGCCCGUCGGCGUCUAA
Verticillium dahliae VdLs.17 is the source of this 285-nucleotide messenger RNA. Its product is annotated as hydrophobin 5. The record is from RefSeq and is a predicted model, not a curated record. Gene Ontology annotation, cellular component: extracellular region. The coding region runs from base 1 to 285 and encodes 94 amino acids. The transcript has 2 exons. NCBI's taxonomy places the organism in Eukaryota, Fungi, Ascomycota, Sordariomycetes, Glomerellales, Plectosphaerellaceae.